CCACGGCAGCCAACCGAGAAGAGAAGCCGCCAUUGCCCCCUCCAAGCAAUCGUCUUCUUCGUUCCUCUCUUUCUCUUCUCCUCCUCUGCAGUUGGAGGGACGCCAAGUUAUAAAUAUCAACCCGCAUCGCCUGGAGCUAGGGUUUACCUACCGACCGAUUUCCCCUUCCCUCCUCGGGUGGUUUCGCGGAGCGGGCCUGGCCGGAUCGGUUCCUCCUCGGCGGGCGCGGGCGGAUCUCUCUCUCGCCGCGCUGCUUCCGCUGCGGCUGCGCUGCGUUGUGUUGGGAUAAGGAUUUGUGUGUGUGAGGGGGAGGUGAUUCGGGAGGAGGGGGGGGUGAGGGGGUGAUUCGAUUCGGCGAGGCUGGGGCGCGGGGGCGGGCGGUCGGGCCACUGGAGCUGCGCCCACUGGCUGCGGGCCAUGGCCGGGAUCGACCACGGCGACGCGCCCGCGCCGCCACGGCCGGAGGUGACGCCGCGGGAGCGCGUCGAGCAGAAGCUGAUUCUCUACGGAGUUCCAGGAGAACAGCUGCUACAGCAACAUCAACAAGGCCUACUCAUGUUCUUGGAGGAGCACAAGGAGAACAUUUCUGGAAUCGCAGAGGCCAUCUUGUCGGCAGGCACUGAUUUACUGGACGCCCGCAAGCGCUCCAAGAAGGACGGAGACACCAGCAGCAGCAGCAGCAGCAGCAACAAUGCAUACAGCGAGAGUUUGUCGUGGUUACAGUGGAUGAUGUUUGGAACUGAGCCAGAUGCGAUGCUUCAUGACAUGGAGCAUAGCUCUGCAGGGGAGCGUGCUGUCUGUGGGUCUGUCUGGGGGCAGAAAGAUCUUGCUUACCGCUGCCGGACCUGCGAGAAUGACUCCACGUGCGCGAUUUGUGUUCCGUGCUUCCAGAAUGGUGAUCACACAGAUCAUGACUACUCCAUCAUGUAUACAGGCGGUGGAUGUUGUGACUGUGGGGAUGCCACUGCUUGGAAGCGCGAGGGGUUCUGCUCGAGGCAUAAGGGGGCCGAACAGAUUAAGCCUCUUCCCGAGGAGCUUGCGAGUUCUGUAGGACCUGUGUUGGACGCGCUCUUGCUGUUUUGGAAGGAGAAGAUAUGCCUGGUGGAAGGUCCGCCUCGUGCAAAGGCUGAUGGUGGUACCUCCUACAAGAAGGUUGCGGAAGAAUUGACGACUUCCGUUGCUGACAUGCUGCAUGGUUUCUGCUCAUGUAGUGAAAGCCUUCUUAGUUUUGUGUCCCAAAGGAUCCGCGAGUGCCCAGAUCUCUUAGAUGCAUUGAUGAGGGCAGAAAGGUUGCUGGACAAGAAAGUUGUGAAGAAGUUGCAUGAGUUGCUAUUGAAGCUUAUCAGUGAACCAGCCUUUAAGUAUGACUUUGCCAAAGUUUUUAUACACUACUACCCUGUUACGUUUGGUGAAGUUAUUAAAGGGUGCAAUGACUCUCUUCUGGAGGAGUAUCCACUGAUGCCAACUUUUUCUGUGCAAUUAUUCACUGUGCCUACAAUGACUACAAGGCUUGUGAGGGAGGUGAAUUUGUUGGGUGUUCUCCUUGGAUGUUUGACAGAUCUAUUUCUUUCUUGUAUUGGUGAGGAUGGUCGUUUACAGACAAACAAAUGGGCAAAUUUGUAUGAUGCUACUAUUAGAUUACUGGAAGACACACGCUAUGUUCUGAGUCAUGAGGAGGUUUCUAAGUAUGUUGCUUAUGAGAGGCCUGAUCUAACAAGGUCAUGGAUUAAGCUAGUGUCACUUGUGCAAGGAAUGGAUCCUCAGAAGAGAGUGACGAGUAUUCAUGCUGAAGAUGAGAAUGAGAAUCUAUCCGCACCUUUCGUGCUAGGACAUUAUCUUGGGAUCGUUCAGAACCUUUUGAUGAAGGGAGCAUUUUCUUCUCCUGGGCAAAAUGAGUCAACUGAUGUGACUGUGUGCUCCACUGCAAUAAAAGGCAUGGAAAGUGCUGAGAAUCAGAGGCACGCAAAAGUGGGAAGGGUCUCUCAGGAGAAUUCAGUGUGCAAUUUAAGUAGCAGAGAGAGUUCUUCAAGCAGUGAAUUACCGUCACCCGCCGGCUGGUUAAUUCUUCAGUGCUUGAAAGCUAUUGAAAGCUGGCUGGAACCUGGUGCAGCUCUGAGGAGCAAGUUGUCCCCCCUCAAUGCUAGCAGCAGUGAUGCUCACGAUUUUCUGGCUUUGCUUGAGGAUAGUUUGACUUUUAACAAGGGUGGAUCCAAUACAUGGAUUGGUCAGGUGGGUGUAAAGAUAAAUGAAGGAUCCCAAUCAGAUGCCAUUGCAGAUUGUCGUGAGCCAUUUGGUUCUCCUAUGCAAGAGUCUGACAACAGGAUGCUGAUUGAUCAAGUUGGGAUGCCUCAGGCUGGUAACAUCACAGGCAAGGGAAAGAUACAAGACAGCAGCAAUGCACCAGAUAUACAAUUGCACUCUGAAAAUGCCAUUUCUUAUACUCUAACUGAUGGCAGCCUGUUAUAUGCUCCCUUAGGUUCAAGAAUCGAGGAACUAGGUAUACUCAAAACAAAAGGCUGGCCCCAUGUGGUCUUUGAUGUCAGUUCACAAGAAACAUCUUUUCACAUCCCUUUACACCGUAUGCUUUGUUUACUAUUGCGGAAGGCAAUGAAGAAAUGUUUCGGAGAGGAAGCCAAACCAGAGGACUGUUCAGUUGUGCGGCCCAAUGCGUUCUUCGCUCAGGUACUUAGAGGUUGUGAGCCUUAUGGGUUUGCUUCAAUUGUGAUGGAGCAUCCAUUAAGAGUGAGAGUAUUUUGCGCACAAGUGCGUGCUGGAAUGUGGCGCAAGAAUGGCGAUGCAGCUAUGCUGAGUGCCGAGUGGUACCGCUCUGUGCAAUGGCUUGAACAGGGCUUGGAGUCUGAUCUGUUUCUGCUUCAAUGCUGUGCUGCCUUAUCUUCUCCAGAGUUCUUUGUGAGGACCAUUCAAGAGAGAUUUGGUCUGUCAAAUUAUACAUCAUUGGAUUGUGCCGAACAAAAUGAGUAUGAGUCGGUUCUGAUGCAAGAGAUGCUAACACUUCUCAUACAAAUAGUCAAAGAACGCAGAUUUUGCGGGCGUUCCACAGCAGACAACUUGAAGAGAGAAUUGAUUUAUAAGUUGGCUGUUGGAGAUGCCACGCACAGCCAGAUUAUGAAGUCUCUUCCCCGCGACCUUUCUUCAAGCAAACAGCUUCAAAAUGUUCUAGAUUUGCUCGCAGUUUAUUCUAAUCCGUCUGGCAUGAAACAGGGUAAGUAUGUGCUUCGCAAAGCAUUCUGGAAAGAAUUGGACUUGUAUCACCCCCGCUGGAAUUCCAGGGAAUUACAGAUUGCUGAGGAGAGAUAUUACCGUUUUUGCAAGGCUUCUGCUCUCAACACUCAACUACCUCAAUGGACUCAUGUUUUUAGUCCUCUGCGCAGUAUUUCUAACAUAGCUACCUCGAAAGCUGUCCUUCAGAUUGUUCGUGCUGUUGUCUUUUAUGCUGUUUACAGCGACACAUCAUCGGUAUCACGUGCCCCCGACAAUGUCCUUGUGACGGGUUUACACCUGCUUUGGUUGGCACUUGACAUAUGUGAAUCAGAGAGUCAAAUGUAUACUGACCAACAUGGCAUGGACAUAGUGCAGCAUGAUGCUGAAUCAUGGGUUGUCUUGUCAUCAUAUGCAGAAGAGGCGUUUCCCAUAUUGACGUGCUCUACUGAACUUGUCUCUCCAGAGUCUGACAAAGCAAAGAAUGAAAGCUUGUUAACCUUGCUUGUUUCACUAAUGCGCAAAUACAAGGAAGAGAAUGACAGCGCCUUUUCUGGAUCCAAGUACUGCAAUAUCCAAUCUCUAGUUGAGAGUUUGUUAAAGAGAUUUGCCAAGUUAAGUAAGCACUGCAUGUCUGCAUUAAGACAAAUGGCACCACAAGUAGUCCCAUCUAUUCCGGACCAUACCAGGGCCAAACAAAAUUUAGGCUCUUCAGAUUUGAUGGAAAAGAAGGCAAAAGCACGCCAACGCCAAGCUGAAAUCAUGGCAAAAAUGAGAUCAGAGCAGUCAAAAUUUGCUGAAAGUAUGAAGUCAUCAGGAGAUGAAGGGCAUGAUGCUCCAACAUUUGAGCCAGACGUGUCCAGUUCAAAUGGCGUUGUCUCUGAGGAGUCACGACCAGUAUGCUCUUUGUGUCGGGAAUCCGAUUCCAAAAGUCCACUAUGCUAUCUGAUUCUUCUCCAGAAAUCUCGGCUUGCAACUUUUGUGGAGAUGGGCAAUCCAUCCUGGGAAAAUCCAUCCCAAUCAAACAAGACAUCUGGGUCCAUCAGGCGGGAACAAUCAACUGAUUCCUCGGAUACUGGGCCUUUUGGUUCAGAGGAACUUGUCAGGAAUACAGCAUUAGAAAUAGAUCCUAGUGAUGAUUUAGACAGCAUGGAUAUCGAUGCAUAUAUUGAUUUCUCAAAUGAGCAGCAUCCACUGAUUAGAUAUAUAUCAUGUUUCCCCAGUGGACACUGUAUCGGCAAUGCAGAUGACAAUGUCUCCCUUGAGACAAUUGAGGCAGAUGUCUACAAGUCUAUUGUAAAUGAUCUGGCUGGAUCCAACAGUAUACGCAUUCAAGAUGGUGAGCAGACUUUGUCUACUCCAAAUCUCAUAGCUGGCUCCAAGAAAAGCGCAGGCCCCAAAAGUUCUGUGCUAGGAACAUAUGUUACUUGUCUUUCAGCAAAAGAUCGUCAUUCUUCUCUCUAUGAUGUAGCCUCCAAAUCUUGUACUUCAGUAAGAACACGGAACAGAUUUGGUCCUGUUGAUUGCGAUGGCAUAUAUGUCUCUUCUUGUGGACAUGCUGUACAUCAAGAUUGUCAUGAUCGAUAUUUGUUCUCCUUGAAACAAAGAUAUGUCAGGAGACUUGGUUUUGAAGGAGGUCAUAUUGUGGAUCCUGAUCAGGGAGAAUUGCUGUGUCCAGUGUGUCGGAGAUUUGCAAACUCUAUUCUUCCAGCAUCACCUGAUUCCUCUAAUAUAACAAGGAAAUUGAUGCCAUCUGUUGUAACCAUGCCACCUGAAGCUGCUGCAACUAAAUCAAAUGUGACUAUAAACAACUUACAGUUUCCUCGCGCACUGGCCCUCCUUGAAAGUGCGAGAAAAAUUGUUGGACAAAGCAGAUUUUUAAAACCUUUAUCUGGGAAUGUUCAUGACACUACAGAGCCAGCUUUAGAUCCUUCCCUUCGAAGACUGGCUAUGCUUUACUAUCCUGGCAGCUACAGCAGCGUUUCAUCUUCUGAAAGGCUAAACCCGGCCCUCUUUCUCUGGGAUUCACUUCGGUACUCUGUCAUUUCUACAGAAAUCGCCUCUCGUGGUAGAAUGUCAAGCUAUUAUGCUGAAUCGAAGUCUUGUUUAGAAUCUUUGCGCAGUGAAUUGAAUUCAUCAAGUGGAUUCAUUUUGUCUCUGUUGUUCCGUGUUUCUCACUCUGCACGUAUUCUGAACCGCCUUGAGGUUCUUCUGAGAUAUGAAGGUAUCCAACUGUUAGCAGGGUCUAUUUGCUCUGGCAUUUCUGGUGACAAAGAUCUUCUGAAUGCUACUAAGGGAAAAGGCACUUUGCCACCUAUGUCUGAACUGGGAAGUGAGGGUGAAAUAUUUCCCGAUAUCCAAUUUUGGAAACAAUGUGCUGACCCAGUCCUUGCUCAAGAUCCAUUUUCUUUAUUGAUGUCAACACUUUUCUGCUUACCAGUUCAAGUUGUAACAUCCACAGAAUUCUUCGUCCCAGUUGUUCAUCUAUUCUAUAUUGUUUGCGUUAUUCAGGCACUGAUAACGUGCUAUGGAGAAGAAAGUUUUGACAGGUCGAGCUUCCGUGACUGCCUUCUUAAUGAUGUUUGCCAGGAGAUGUCAGGAUAUGAUAUUGCUAGAGAAUAUUUUGUGUCCAAGUACAUCGACCCCUCCUGUGAUCCAAGAGAUGUGGUACGGAGAUUAACACAUCCUUAUCUUCGGAGGUGUGCAUUGCUUUGGGAGCUGCUAAAAUCGUCUUCCUCAGCACCCUUAUAUGACAAUUCCAAUAUUUGGGAAGGAUCACAUCUUUACUUGAAUAGUAGCACAACAGAAGGCAGUUUGUCACUGGCAAUGGAGCUGGAUGGAGUAAGAGAAUUGGAACACCUGUUUCAGAUUCAGUCACUGGACCUGAUUCUCAAAGAUGAUCGUGUACAUAUGCUCGCCUUGAGAUGGUCUCAACAUUUCUGUGACGACUACAGAUCCCGCAAAUAUAGAGGCGUUCUCUUUUCUACACCUGCCGUUCCAUUUAGGCUGAUGCAGUUACCACCUGUUUACCAAGUUCUCCUAGAAAGAUAUGUCAAGAUGCAAUGCCCAGAUUGUGGUUCAGUGCCUGAUGAACCGGCAUUAUGCUUGCUUUGCGGCAAACUAUGUUCGCCUAGUUGGAAACCAUGUUGCAGGACUGGUAAAUGCCUAAACCACUCGUCUCAAUGUGGUGCUGGUGUGGGCAUAUUUCUUCUGGUGAGGAAAACGACAAUUUUGUUGCAACGAUCCGCUCGUCUUGCAUUUUGGCCAUCUCUGUAUCUUGAUGCCUUCGGUGAGGAGGACCAUGACAUGCAGAGAGGAAAGCCCUUAUAUCUAAGCCAAGAGAGAUACGCAGCUCUCACAUAUCUGGUGGCAUCUCAUAGCCUUGACCGGACUUCUGAAGUUCUGCGGCAAACAACUAUCAGCUUUUAUACAUCUGAUUAAGUGCACUGUUUUGAGGAACAAUGUGCAAAAGAUAAUCACGUCCAUGACUUGAAGCAACUGUUAUUUGGACAGGAUCAUGUUGAUGUGCAUAUUUUCUGGGAACUAUCGUGCAGCUCCAGAUUCAUGCUUUCCAGCGAUGGCAAAAUGCAUCCGCUCGCAAGGCUCUCCCCUUCGGUCUCGCAGUCCUUGUUCUCGUGCACAAUGUACAGCAGUGGUGCCUUUGAUCUCUUUUUUUCUUUUUCCAUUUCUUUUCUUUUCUUGUUGGGCUAUGAAUGGAUGCAUGGUCGGUCGUACUGUUGACCUUGUACAAAUUUGUACAGUGCUUGACUACCGCAUGAAAUGCAGGCUAAACUUGCCAAAUAUCCGCAUCAUUAAUUUCUUAUGCCUUUGAA
This is a messenger RNA of Brachypodium distachyon (stiff brome), 7052 nucleotides long. RefSeq names its product E3 ubiquitin-protein ligase PRT6. The record is from RefSeq and is a predicted model, not a curated record. The coding region runs from base 418 to 6660 and encodes 2080 amino acids. Gene Ontology annotation, cellular component: cytoplasm; ubiquitin ligase complex. Lineage: Eukaryota; Viridiplantae; Streptophyta; Magnoliopsida; Poales; Poaceae. The transcript is spliced from 19 exons. Gene Ontology annotation, biological process: protein ubiquitination; ubiquitin-dependent protein catabolic process via the N-end rule pathway. Gene Ontology annotation, molecular function: zinc ion binding; ubiquitin protein ligase activity.